Molecule: messenger RNA, 717 nt
Organism: Vicia faba (fava bean)
Lineage: Eukaryota; Viridiplantae; Streptophyta; Magnoliopsida; Fabales; Fabaceae
Source: the annotation of a GenBank genome assembly
AUGACCGAGAGACUCAAGAAUCGUCCGCCAAACGUGCCAAUAGCCCAGUUUAAGAGUCUUUGUGAUUAUUGGAGUAAGGAAACUAUACAAGCAAUCAGUGAAAAUAACACUAGAAAUAGAGCUCAACUAAAGUGGAUGCAUCAAAUGGGUCCCCAAAACUUUGCUUUGACUCGUGAAAAAGUGCGUGAAAAGGAAAAAAGAGAGCCCACUCAAUCAGAAAUGUUUGUUGAAACUCGAAAAGGAAAUAAAGGAAAGGAACUGGAUGUAGAAACUGGAAAAGUAAUUUCCCAACUUCAAGAAAUGGUUGAAAAGGAGGAAAGUGAUACUGAAGCUUUUAAAGUUGUUUUUGGAAAGGAGUGUCCAGGAAGGGAUAUAAGACCGCAAAUGCAUUCAUCUACAUCAACUCAUGCUCCAUGUCAUGGAAAGCAAUGUAUCAAUGAAGAUGUUGAAAAGGACGAUAUAAAUGAUGAAAUUCAAGAGGACGACAUAAAUGAUAAAAUUCAAGAGGACGACCUAAAUGAUAAAAUUCAAGAGGACGACGUAGAUGACGAAUUUCAAGAGGACGACAUAGAUCUAGAUGAUGAAUUUCAAGAGGACGAUAUAGAUGGUGAAUUUCAAGAGGACGGCGUAGAUGAAGAAUUUAUGGAGGAUGACAUAUCUGACAAAUUUCAAGAGGAUGAUCUGGAUGAUUUACUCCUAGAAGACAAACUUGAGUGA